Molecule: messenger RNA, 2477 nt
Organism: Dipodomys spectabilis (banner-tailed kangaroo rat)
Lineage: Eukaryota; Metazoa; Chordata; Mammalia; Rodentia; Heteromyidae
Gene: Bach1
Product: BTB domain and CNC homolog 1
Exons: 6
Coding region: 156-2258 (700 amino acids)
Biological process (GO): regulation of transcription by RNA polymerase II
Molecular function (GO): DNA-binding transcription factor activity, RNA polymerase II-specific; protein binding; RNA polymerase II cis-regulatory region sequence-specific DNA binding
Source: RefSeq, a predicted model, not a curated record
GGCCGCGCGGAGGGAGUGAGUCACCUGACCGCUGCCCGCGCCGCCCGGAGCUCGCUGGCUGCCGUCAGUCGGGCCUCGCCACCGCGUCUCGGCUGGGCGAAUGACGGUUGAAGCAUGCACCUCGCUGCCCGUCCCAAGGCCGUGUGUCGUGCAGGAUGUCGGUGAGCGAGAGCGCGGUGUUCGCCUACGAGUCGUCGGUGCACAGCACCCACGUGCUGCUCGGCCUCAACGAGCAGCGCCAGAAGGACGUGCUGUGCGACCUCACGGUGCUGGUGCAGGGCCGGCGCUUCCGCGCGCACCGCGCCGUGCUGGCGGCCUGCAGCAGCUACUUCCACGCGCGGGUCGUGGGCCACGCCGAGGCCGAGCUGAGCAUCACGCUGCCCGAGGAGGUGACGGUCAAGGGCUUUGAACCCCUGAUCCAGUUCGCCUACACGGCCAAGCUGGUCCUGAGCGGGGACAACGUGGAGGAGGUCUGCAGGUGCGUGGCUCUGCUCCGCGUGCACGACGUGGAGGAGUCCUGCUUCCAGUUCCUCAGGUUCAAGUUCAUGGACUCGGCCGCCGCCCGGCCCCCGAGCCCGCCCAGCCCCGGCUGCGCACCGCACGACCCCCACACCGACCCCAAAGACCUGGCUGCUGACGACGGCCACGAACUCCUGGAGACGAACAGUGCCCAGACCCCGCCGUGCGCACUCCAGAGGUGCCCCGGGAGCGCGGAGGACGGCGCCGGCCACGCCUUCGAAUCCCCGUGCCCGGACCAGGACGCCGCGGCCGCCCCGGGCCUGCCGUCCUUAUGCCCUAAGUACAGAAAAUUCCAGAAAGCCUUCGGAACGGACCGAGGCCGGGUGGUGGAAGCCGGCGCCGGUCAGCCAAACGAGCUGCCCGAGAACGGGUGCCCGCGGGCGGCGGCCCCGGAUGGGCGGACGCCCGCCGCGGAGCCCGCGCAUGCGCAGGGGGCCGCCCUCCCCCGCGGCGGCCCCGCGGCCGGGAGCGACGGCCCGGCGGAGGGGGCGCCCGGGCUCUUCGCCCUGUCCCUCCUGCACCCCCCGUACGACCCACCCUGCGACUCGAACUUCGCCGGCCCGCAGGGCCCCGCGGUGAAGGCAGAGGCGCCUGGGGCGGGCGCGGACCGCGACCCGCAGGAACCCUACCCGGAGCCGGACCUGGGCGCCCCGCAGGACGAGGGCGGCCUGGCGCCCGGCGACCGCAGCAGCGUGGAGCGGGAGGUGGCCGAGCACCUGGCCAAGGGCUUCUGGAGCGACGUGUGCCCCCCGGAGCCGCCUGGCCACACGCGGCCGUCCCCGGCGCCGGCCGGGGAGGGCCCCGAGCCCAGCCACGCCCAGAAGCGCCCCGAGUGCCCCUGGCUGGGCAUCCGGAUCAGCGAGAGCCCGGAGCCGGGCCCGCGGACCUUCGCCACGCUGAGCUCCGUCCACUGCCCCUUCAUCAGCACCCUGGGUGCCGAGGGCUGCGCCGGCGGCUUGGAGGCGGGGAACGACGGCUACGCGUCCGAGCCCCAGCAGGAGCCCUGCCCCUACGCCUGCGUGAUCAGCCUGGGCGACGACUCGGAGACGGACACGGAGGGCGACAGCGAGUCCUGCUCGGCCAGAGAGCAGGAGUGCGAGGUAAAACUUCCGUUUAACGCACAGCGAAUCAUCUCCCUCUCGAGGAAUGACUUCCAGUCCCUGCUGAAGAUGCACAAGUUGACCCCGGAACAACUGGACUGCAUUCACGAUAUCCGCAGAAGGAGUAAGAACAGGAUUGCUGCCCAGCGCUGCCGCAAGAGGAAGCUGGACUGCAUCCAGAACCUCGAAUCUGAGAUCGAGAAGCUGCAAAAUGAAAAGGAGAGUUUGCUGAAGGAGCGAGAUCACAUUUUGUCCACUCUGGGGGAAACAAAGCAGAACCUAACUGGACUUUGCCAGCAAGUCUGUAAAGAAGCUGCCUUGAGUCAAGAGCAAAUCCAGAUACUCGCCAAGUACUCAGCUUCAGAUUGCCCCCUUUCCUUCUUACUUUCAGAAAAAGGAAAAAGUGCCACUGAAGGUGAACUGACACUCCCGUCCAUUUUCAAUUUAGCCCAUGUGUCUUCAGUGCUGCCUUCCAGCGGACGGGGAAGUGGGGUGGCCAGCUGUGAGCGGGGUGUCUGCGAGGCCCCCCCCAGCUCCGUGGACCCCCGGGAGCAGCAGCUAGGGGAGCAGGGGCGGCAGAGUGGCGCCAUCUCCGAGUUCUGCCAGCAGAUGACGGACAAAUGCACUACUGACGAGUAGACUCUGCUCUCUCGCGCCCGCCCGCCCGCCUGCCAUGCAAUCUGCUACUGAAGAUUUGGCAUUAUCUUGAAAGCCUCGUGGCCGUCUCCUGCUUAUUAAUACACAGCCUUCUGUUCAGGGAAAUCCUCUUUAAGCCAACCCUGACUUGGUUCUUGGCUCCUACAAGAAAACACCAAGAUGAUUUAUCUCCUGGGUACCAGAAAAAAAAAAAAAAGCACA